Messenger RNA from Cyclopterus lumpus (lumpfish), 3401 nucleotides. It is a transcript of the gene mmp2, whose product is annotated as matrix metallopeptidase 2. Gene Ontology annotation, cellular component: extracellular matrix. Gene Ontology annotation, molecular function: metalloendopeptidase activity; zinc ion binding. Lineage: Eukaryota; Metazoa; Chordata; Actinopteri; Perciformes; Cyclopteridae. Bases 94 to 2070 code for a protein of 658 amino acids. Gene Ontology annotation, biological process: extracellular matrix organization; proteolysis; tissue remodeling. The record is from RefSeq and is a predicted model, not a curated record. The transcript has 13 exons.
AAAAAAAAAAAAAACCUGACGGGGAAAAAGAAGUGCGCAGCUCCGAGCGAACGGCAUUUACCAUCCCAUAGAUAUUGGCAAACUUGGGGGAAAAUGGCCUUUCCGACGUUAUUUAGCUGUAAUCGGAUUGUUCUCAAAGUGUUUAUGAUUCAGUUCAUCGCCUUUCAAGCAACGUAUGCUGCCCCUUCGCCUAUUAUCAGGUUUCCUGGAGACGAUACCAGUCCAACAACAGACAAAGAAGUUGCUCUGCACUAUCUGAAUAAGUUCUAUGGAUGCCCACAAGACAGAUGUAACCUUAUGGUGCUCAAGGACACCCUGAAGAAAAUGCAAAAGUUCUUCAAUCUGCAAGAAACCGGAGAGAUUGAUGCCAAAACUGUGGAUAUCAUGAAAAAGCCCCGCUGUGGCGUCCCAGAUGUGGCCAAUUACAACUUCUUCCACAGGAAACCCUUGUGGCAGAAGAAAGACAUCACUUACAGAAUCCUCGGAUACACUCCCGACCUGGAUGAAGAAGUGAUAAAUGAUGCUUUCUUCAGAGCCUUCAAAGUGUGGAGCGACGUCACCCCACUCACAAUCACCCGCAUCAUGGACGGAGAGGCUGACAUCAUGAUUAACUUUGGCCGCAAUGAGCACGGAGACGGUUACCCCUUCGACGGCAAAGAUGGCCUCUUGGCUCAUGCCUUUGCUCCAGGGCCAGGAAUUGGGGGAGAUUCCCACUUUGAUGAUGAUGAGCAGUGGACGCUGGGAGACGGCCAAGUGGUGAAGGUGAAGUACGGCAAUGCUGAUGGGGAGUUCUGUAAGUUCCCCUUCCUGUUCAUGGGCACUGAGUACAACAGCUGUACACCUCAGGGCCGUGACGACGGCUUCCUGUGGUGCUCCACCAGCUACAACUUCGACGAUGACGGCAAAUAUGGCUUCUGCCCCCAUGAAUUACUAUUUACCAUUGGUGGAAAUGCAGAAGGCGCUCCAUGUAAAUUCCCCUUCACCUUUCAGGGAGAGAAGUAUGACGCAUGCACCACUCAAGGCAGGGAUGAUGGUUACCGCUGGUGUGCCACCACUGAGGACUACGACCAGGACAAAACCUUUGCGUUCUGCCCUGAAACUGCCAUGUCGACAGUGGGAGGGAACUCAGAGGGAAGCCCCUGUGUCUUCCCCUUCACCUUCCUGGGUGACACCUACGAGUCCUGCACCUCAUCUGGACGCAGCGAUGGCAAGAUGUGGUGCGCUAGCACCAAGAGCUAUGAUGAUGACCGCAAAUGGGGUUUCUGUCCAGACCAAGGUUACAGUUUGUUCCUGGUGGCAGCCCAUGAGUUUGGUCAUGCCCUUGGCUUGGAGCACUCUCAGGACCCCGGAGCAUUGAUGGCCCCCAUUUACACUUACACUAAAGACUUCAGACUUCCUGAGGAUGACAUCAAAGGCAUCCAGGAGCUCUACGGUGUGCCAACCGACAAACCUUUGCCUCCAACCCAGGGUCCAGUUACUCCAAUGGACAUCUGUAAAGAGCCAGUUGUGUUUGAUGCUGUAUCCCAGAUCAGAGGAGAGACCUUCUUCUUCAAGGACAGGUUCCUGUUCAGGUCAGUCAAUUUCAGAAGCAAGCCCAGCGGCCCUCUGCUGGUCGCCACCUACUGGCCAGACCUCCCUACCAAGAUAGACGCUGCCUAUGAAAACCCAGUGGAGGAAAAAACCGUCUUCUUCUCAGGCAACGAGAUGUGGGUCUACAAAGCAGAUGAGUUGGAGAAAGGCUAUCCCAAGAGGCUCUCAAGCCUUGAACUCCCCACUGAUCUGCAACAAAUCGACGCUGCCUUCAACUUUAGGAAGAACAAGAAGACUUACUUUUUUGCUGGGGACAAAUUCUGGAGAUACAAUGAAGAUACGAAGAAAAUGGACCCUGGCUUCCCCAAACUUAUUGCAGAUUCCUGGAAUGGCAUCCCAGAUGGCAUCGACUCUUCCUUCAAUCUCAAUGGCAUUGAUUACAGCUACUUCUUCAAAGGCAACCACUAUUUCAAACUGGAAGACAGCAGCUUGAAGAUUGUCAAGUUGGGUGAAAUCACGAAGGACUGGCUCGGUUGUUGAGCAUUUUCCAAAACGUCGCGCAACUGGCUAAUUCCCGUAAUGAUAUCUGACCUCACGAGGACUUUGCCAUAACACCGCACAGGACUUGAGGUCGCCGCAGUGCACACUGUUGUAACUUUUUAUCCUGGCAACUCCUACACAGGCUGAACAUAUAGGCAACUGGAUAUUUGCUAUAUUACGGUGUGAUGUUCACUUUUUUGUUGUUGUUGUGCUGAUGCAGAUAUAUUUCAACGUGUAUUCCCCCCCCCCCCCCCCCCCCCCGGUUUAUUGUUUUUAUGUAUUGUUUUUUGGUUUAUUUUAUUUUUUAACUCAGACAUCAGGUAUGUCAACACUGCAUUGAACGCAGUGCUAUACUGUGCUGUGAGAUAUUGCCGUUUUAUACAAAUUAAAUUCUGAACGGCUGUUUUACACUAUAUGAGGUAUUCAUGUUGGCUUGGAAAUACUUAUAUGUCCAGUGUACAAGUGCAGUUUUAUAAAUAUAUCACUUUUAAUGUUCAUUGUUGUGCAAUAGAUUUGACAACAUUUUAACCGAAAAUGGUGCUUUAGAGAUUGCUUUUUGCUUAUAGUCCUGUUUACAUACAGUAUAUAUAUAUAUAUACAUACACCCACACACAUUUACAUUAUAUAGUCUGUGUAUCUAUGUCUGACUACUUAGUAUACUCUGGAUGUUGGAAAGUAGAUUUUUGGAGGCACACAUUAUUCUUCAUUUGAUUAGCACUUUGUAUAGGACUAUAUUAGGGGACUGCUUAAUAUGGAGACCAAAUUGGUGUUAUGUGAACUUCGUGUUGCAUUCUCUUCACUAAUGGUACAGUGAGAUUAAAGGCACAGGUUGCCUCCAGAGGCUUUAUUGAUUUGCUGCAUGAUGGAAUCAUGUCAAGAGUACCGCAGUAGUAUUGUUUGAUUAUCUUUUUUAUAUAUUCUCUUUUCUCUCUUUGGUUUUAACAAUACAGUCAUUUUGUUUUGUGUUGUUUUUAAUGCUUGUGCACUUUGUGACUGUCAUCAAUAAAGAUGGUUAAUAUAAUGUGGAUCAGUGAUACGCAAACAAAUGACUGUGCGCUUGCAAAAAGAACUGAAGUGGGUGAUUGAUGCAAUUAUGGGCCUUCCCCAUUAAGCUUGUGAAUUCAGAAACAAAUCAUCAAUUAAUUCUGAUAAUUUAUUUGAGCGGAAGUAGCAGUACCACUGUGUAAAACAUGAUUCAAAUAUAUAUAUAUAAGAAGAUAAUAUAAGACUGAUGCUAUACAUCCCUUUAAGUUGUACUGGUGUGGCUCCAAACAAUGCAUGGAAUUUGAAUAUAUCAUUAUGAUAUCAUAUGUUGAGGUUGAAUAUUUAAA